Mollisia scopiformis is the source of this 3076-nucleotide messenger RNA. RefSeq lists its product as uncharacterized. The coding region runs from base 16 to 2970 and encodes 984 amino acids. NCBI's taxonomy places the organism in Eukaryota, Fungi, Ascomycota, Leotiomycetes, Helotiales, Mollisiaceae. Gene Ontology annotation, molecular function: ATP binding; ATP-dependent chromatin remodeler activity; DNA translocase activity. Gene Ontology annotation, cellular component: nucleus. The transcript is spliced from 2 exons. Gene Ontology annotation, biological process: double-strand break repair via homologous recombination; reciprocal meiotic recombination. The record is from RefSeq and is a predicted model, not a curated record.
CCUGGGCACAUCAACAUGUACAAACCAUUCCGGCCUCCGCUUCCUAAGAGCUUCGCUCCGAAGAAACCAGUCGAAGAAGAAGAGCGAAUCCCCGAAUCAGACGACGAAUCUGAACCUCGCCCCUACAAAAAACGGAAGAUACUUGUAUAUUCCAGUGACGAGCGACCUCCCGCAAAAUCUGUGCCUGCCUCUGCUGGUGUCUUUGCUCCAAGGAAACCAUUGAUUGCUGUUAAGAACUCCAGUGAACCAAAAUCGAGCUCUGACUUGCACAAUGACUGUCCUGAGGGGUACUAUCUGGUGCUGUGGCGUAAAUAUACAAACAAGAAGCACAAGACUUGGGAUGGUGAUGGUGUUCUAUCAGUCUACGGUGGCUACGCACGCCUUCAGGGAGACGAUGGUAAAGAGAUGGGAAAGUGUGUAUACAAGGAACCACUGCUUCCUGGAAGCACUCUGAGCAUCGGCGGAAAGGAGGUUGAAGUAGAUUCUAUCAUCUCAAAGGACGACUUCCUAUCUGGACGACCAUUCCUGAAAGUCACUGCCACCAAGCCUGUUACAACCUUUGGUAGGAAUACCACUUCGACUCCAAAGCCGCCUUCUAUACAGAAAGCACCCAUAUCUUUGCCGAAAGGCAAAGUGCCUCUUUUAGGAAAGAAGAAGGCAGAUGAUGGAUCUGAGAUAUCGGAAAUUACUGCCAAGAGCUUCUAUUCCAAGACCUCAGCAAUCAAGGCUCAAUUCAAGAAUCCCCUCCUCUCGACGACAGUUAUUCCUCAGACCGAAGAUGGAGCACCGACGCCACGACACAAUCCAAAUGCUUUCGGCGCAGUGGUCAUGAAGAGACCAAUCGAUUGUCCGAAAGGCAAGCAGAUUGUGGACGUUGUUCUAGAUCCCUUCCUUGGCCAACAUUUUCAUCCUCACCAGUUUGAAGGCGUCAAAUUCAUGUACGAGUGCGUGAUGGGUAUGCGUGAUUUCAACGGACAAGGAGCUCUCUUGGCAGAUGAGAUGGGUCUAGGUAAGACAUUGCAGACCAUUGCCCUUUUAUGGACUCUGCUCAAGCAGAAUCCUAUUGCUGGGUCUAAUGACGGAGUAAUCAAAAAAGCUCUCGUCGUUUGCCCGGUCACGUUGAUUCGGAAUUGGAGUGACGAAUUCAAGAGAUGGCUAGGGAAGGAAAGACUUGGUGUAAUUGUCGCCGACAACGCGAAGACCAAGCUAACUGAUUUCACACAUGGAAAGAGCUAUAGCGUGAUGAUUAUUGGCUACGAGAAAUUAAGAUCGGUACAGGACGAGCUGAAGAAAGGUGCAGGCAUUGACAUCAUCAUCGCAGAUGAAGGCCACAGGCUCAAGACUGCUCAGAACAAGUCGGCUCAAGCGAUUCGGAAUCUCAAUACCCCGAUGCGUGUCGUCCUCACAGGAACACCAAUGCAGAAUGACCUCUCGGAAUUCUUCAUUAUGGUGGACUUCGUGAAUCCAGGUCUUCUAGGAAAUUACAAGACCUUCAAGAAAGAGUUCGAACUGCCGAUUGUCAAAAGUCGGCAACCGGAGGCCUCCAAACGAGAUGUCGAGAAAGGCAAGGCAAGAGAGGAAGAGCUCUCAUGCUUGACCAAAUCCUUCAUUCUACGCCGCACGGCUGAUGUCAUGUCCAAAUUCUUGCCGCCGAAAUCAGACUUCGUAGUCUAUUGCAAGCCAACUGAUGCUCAGAUCAGAGUCUACAAGCACGUACUCGAUUCUCCAUUUUUCGGCAACGCAUUUGGCAGUAAACAAGCUUCAUUCCAGCUCAUUACCUUGCUGAAGAAAGUCUGCAACGCGCCGAGUUUGUUGAAGACGAAUGAGGGCGCACCAAGCAAUGUCACAGUUGCCGAGCUUCUGCAGGCUAUUCCUGAUGAGAUCAUGCGACUGGCUCCAGUCAGAUCUAGCUCCAAGUUCCGCGUCCUUGACCAGAUGCUCAGGCAGCUCUCUAAGAAAACCAAUGAGAAGAUUGUCAUUGUCUCCAACUGGACGUCGACACUUGACCUCAUUGGCCAGCAUCUAGCAUCUAUGUCACUGCCCUUCUCUCGCUUAGAUGGCAAGACUCCGACAGAUCAACGGCAGGAUCUUGUCAAAUCUUUCAACAAGGCUCCUGCAACAAAGAGCUUUGCUUUCCUACUGUCAGCAAAGGCGGGUGGAGUGGGUAUCAACCUCAUCGGAGCUUCACGGCUUAUCCUGUUCGAUACGGAUUGGAAUCCUGCCACAGAUCUUCAAGCCAUGGCUCGAAUCCAUCGCCACGGACAGAAGCGACCUGUCAAGAUUUACAGGUUCUUGAUGGCUGGAGGAAUAGAUGAGAAAAUCUAUCAGCGCCAAGUGAGCAAGAUGGGCUUGGCUGAUAGCGUCGUUGAUGGCAAGAAGAACGAGGCUUCAUUCUCGGCUGUUGAAUUAAAGGACUUGUUCAAGCUUGAUACUACAUCUGUAUGCCAAACUCAUGAUCUAUUGGGUUGCGACUGCAAAGGUCUUGGUAAUAAUAUUCCACCUCCAGAUAUCUCUGAAACUUCGGAAGAGAAUUUGGAGGAGGAAGACGCAGAAGAGGCUGUUGACGACAGUGACGAUGAAAUGCUCGUUCCUCUGAAGUCUCUGGUCCGAGGUGCGAUGGUACCGGGCACGAAGAAAAGCAUCGAGGCUCUUGAGAGAAAAUUGGCAGACGAAGCAAAACAGAAACGACUGAAGAAAUCGAAGGGCAAGAUGCAAGCUUUGAUGCUGUUCAAUCAUCUCGACACUUCAAUCUUCAGAGGCGAGACAGAGGAUGUCUUCGGAGACGAAGAAGAUGCAGUGACUGAGGCUAGGAGAACGCUCGACGAUGACGUCCUUGUCGACGUGCUAAAGAGUGAGAAUUGCAAGGUUAGCUUUGUAUUCGUGAAGCAUAAUAAAGCAAGAGCUUUGGCCAAAGAAGAGGUGAAGGAUAUUGAUGAUAAGGACGCGAAAAUUAUCACGAUAGAAGACUAGCAUAGCAUAGCGAUGGAGUUGGCAUUGAGCAUCUACGGGCUAAUUACUAUAGAAGGAUGAGCAUAUAUCGUGUAGCUUAGUUGACAACCGAAUCAAUAAAUUUCCC